UGUGAAAUCAUUACCUCGCCCGUUCUACAUUUUCUCCCUGGUUAGAGUUGGGGAGCGCGGUCGAGCAGCGAAGAAAAGAGGAACUGCAAAAUCGACCGUGAGCCGAUCCGCUUCGGCCGAAUUCGGAACGAGGAAUCGACCGACCGACCGAUCGAUCAAUCAAUCAAAAUCCCUGAUGCAGCAGCGGAAGAAGAACUUCAGGAAGCGGUCUUUCCAAGAGGACGAGGGCGAAGCAGGAGCAGGGAACGGGGCGGACAGCAGCCGCUCCGAUGACGAAGAAGAGCGGAGGUUGGCGUUGGAGGAGGUGAAGUUCCUGCAGAAGCAGCGGGAGAGGAGAUCCGGGAUCCCCGCCCUCCUGACGGCGCAGAAGGGCGGCGGCGGCGGCGGCGGCGGCGGCGGCGUCGGGGCUCGCGCGGGCUCGGCCGCGAAGCCGGUCGAGAAGAGCGAGGGCGGCGAGGGCGAGAAGGAGGACCUGGUCCUUCAGGACACCUUUGCGCAGGAGACCGCGGUCAUGGUCGAAGAUCCCAACAUGGUGAAAUAUGUUGAGCAAGAAUUGGCGAAGAAAAGGGGAAGGAAUAUUAAUAAAAGUGAUCAAGUUGAGAAUGAUAUAAAGAGUGCGGAAGAUGAACUGUACAAGAUUCCAGAGCAUCUUAAAGUGAAGAAGCGAACUUCAGAUGAAGGGUCUACCCAGUGGACAACUGGAAUUGCUGAGGUUCAGCUUCCAAUUGAAUACAAGUUGAAAAACAUUGAGGAGACAGAGGCUGCUAAAAAGCUUCUGCAGGAGAAGAGGCUCAUGGGAAGGGCAAAAUCUGACUUUAACAUCCCCGCAAGUUACAGUGCAGAUUAUUUCCAUCGUGGCAGAGAUUAUGCUGAAAAACUUAGAAGAGAUCAUCCUGAGCUGUACAAGGACCGUAGUUCACAGGAUGAUGGUGCUGGAUCAAAACCAGCUGAUGAUAAUGCUGAUGCACCUGGACAACGGCAAGCUGCAACAGAUGAAUUUAUGCUAGAGCGUUUUCGAAGACGGGAGCGCCACCGGGGUAUGAGAAGAUAAUGAUGAUUGGUUUUUUGCUUCACUGAGCUGCACUUCUAUGGACAGUUAUACAUCUAAAACUAGAGCCAAGAACAGAAGCUUUGGGCAAAGCCGAUUUUCUUUGAUGAGUUCCUUUUGAGUUACUCAAUGGAGGGCCCGCCUCUGGUUCAUUGUUAACUGGACAUGGAUAUCCCUGUUGUGGAAUUCCGAGCUUUUUAGUCCUGAUUGGAAAGCUCUCUCUCUAUUGUAUCAUUUUUUUCUGAAGGAUUCACGUAAGAACCGCAUGAUCAAAUCUAGAAUGCUUCUCUUUUCUUCCUAGGGAAAGAUCUAGUUGAUGGCCCAGGAAGUCAUUCAGGCAAUUCCUUAAUGUUUCUGACUUUUUGGCUUUUGCAGAUGUAUAUUAAGAGAAGUGUAGCAAGUAGAUAUUUUAUUCUUAACGUCAUUCUUUUGCUUUCUUGAA
This is a messenger RNA of Eucalyptus grandis, 1490 nucleotides long. RefSeq lists its product as hypothetical. Lineage: Eukaryota; Viridiplantae; Streptophyta; Magnoliopsida; Myrtales; Myrtaceae. The record is from RefSeq and is a predicted model, not a curated record. Bases 176 to 1051 code for a protein of 291 amino acids. Gene Ontology annotation, biological process: mRNA splicing, via spliceosome. Gene Ontology annotation, cellular component: spliceosomal complex. The transcript is spliced from 6 exons.